AUGGGAAAAUUUACAUGGUUGCAUCAAAUCCUUAGUCUCCUCUUAAUGCUGUUCUUUCAUUCCGUGUUCCAUUGUUCCCUGGGGUUGUCUUCCUCUUCUAUUAAUCAGACUCAUUUGUGUUCACCGGUGCACCACUUGGCUUUGAUUCAAUUCAACAACACAUUGUCCAUUGGUGACUCUCCCUCUCACUUCUUAUGUCACGGUACUUCUUAUCCCAAAACAAAGUCCUGGAAUGAAAAUACGGAUUGCUGCACAUGGGAUGGUGUCACUUGUGAUAAGGCAACCGGCAAAGUGAUUAGCCUGGACCUUAGUUGCUCUAAGCUUGCUGGCUCUCUUUCUCCCAACACCACCCUUUUUCGGCUUCAAGGACUCCGACGACUCAACCUCGCUUACAACGAUUUCAACGGCGAAUUGAUUCCGUCUGGGAUAAGUCAGUUAGUGAGUCUAACACAUCUUAAUCUUUCUGGAAAUUUAUUCUCUGGUUUAGUUCCAUCAGAUAUUUCUUUGCUAUCGAAACUGAUUUCACUCGUUCUUUCUCGAACGUCCUGUUGUGGCUUGAAAAUCGAUAGCCACAGUUUUGGUAAGCUUGCACGUAACUUAUCUAAACUAGAAAAUCUUUUCCUCGCCGGUGUAAACAUGUCCAAUGUUGCGCCUGCGUCUUUCAAAAACUUGUCUUCAUCUCUGAAGCGUUUGUAUCUCCUAGCUUGUGAUUUACAAGGGGAACUCCCCAGUGAAUUAUUCCAGCUUGAGUAUCUUGAUCUGAACGGGAACGACUUGACAGGUUAUCUCCCAACGUUCAAUAGGAGUAGUCCUCUCAUGUAUUUGAACCUUUGGGGCUAUGAUUUAAGAGGGCCAAUUCCUGCAGGAAACCUCACAAAACUCACCUAUUUAGAGUUUGGAUACAACAAUUUCCAAAGUCAAAUCCCUGAUGUUUUUGGAAACCUCAACAAACUUACUUAUCUGAGUCUGUCUUUGUAA
Molecule: messenger RNA, 978 nt
Organism: Hibiscus syriacus
Lineage: Eukaryota; Viridiplantae; Streptophyta; Magnoliopsida; Malvales; Malvaceae
Product: receptor-like protein 9DC1
Exons: 1
Coding region: 1-978 (325 amino acids)
Molecular function (GO): protein binding
Source: RefSeq, a predicted model, not a curated record